Messenger RNA from Fusarium pseudograminearum CS3096, 324 nucleotides. RefSeq lists its product as uncharacterized. The record is from RefSeq and is a predicted model, not a curated record. The transcript has a single exon. Lineage: Eukaryota; Fungi; Ascomycota; Sordariomycetes; Hypocreales; Nectriaceae. The coding region runs from base 1 to 324 and encodes 107 amino acids.
AUGCCUUCCAAGAAGCCAAACAUUGGCAACCUGCUUGCCCUCUUGGAGGUGUUCCUGGCCCUCCAGCCGGACAUCCUUCCAGGAGGGACGGCGACUGUCGCAGAGCUGGACUUUGCUGAGAAAAACUCCCCCAUCAAGGGGGAGGAUGUUAAGCCGGGCCCAUGGCCUGGUUUAACAUCAUCCUCCUCAGUAGAGGCCAGUCCUGCUUCAGUCGCCGGAGCACCCUCGUUUCCUCCCAUCCAUUGCCGCCGCCUUCUCGGCCGUCUCGGCCAUGAAUACGACUUCCCCUGGUCCCCGUUGUGGUUUUUGGGCUUUUUAUCUUAG